Penicillium angulare is the source of this 882-nucleotide messenger RNA. Its product is annotated as Yip1 family protein. Bases 1 to 882 code for a protein of 293 amino acids. The transcript is spliced from 4 exons. Gene Ontology annotation, cellular component: Golgi apparatus; membrane. Gene Ontology annotation, biological process: vesicle-mediated transport. Lineage: Eukaryota; Fungi; Ascomycota; Eurotiomycetes; Eurotiales; Aspergillaceae. Gene Ontology annotation, molecular function: small GTPase binding. The record is from RefSeq and is a predicted model, not a curated record.
AUGGCGAAUCGGGGCUAUGACGUUGUUGUCGACGUGGACGCAGAGGGCGACCUCGGUCACACCGACUUACAAGAGGACCUUGAAUUCCACCCAUCCAAUUUCGAGAACGAUCAACGCACUGCCAAAGUCCAAGGCGACUCUACCCCGUUCCUAGGUGGUUCGUCAUCCCGCGCCCGCGACCGUUCCCCUGGCGGCACCCCAACCAAGCACACCUGGUGGUCAAUCCACUACUACGAGCGAUUUUUCGAUGUCGACACAAACGAAGUUUUCCGCCGCUGCGUCGCAACUCUCUACCCGCGCUCGAACUUCCUUGAUGUCCUUGAAGGAAACGCGGACCUUUACGGACCCAUCUGGAUCGCAACCACGGUGGUUGUGAUUCUCUUCUUAACAGGAACUAUCUCACAAUGGCUAUCGAAUAAUGACGAUAAGCAUUUCGAGUACGAUUUCACUUUGCUAUCUGGUGCUGCGGGUUUGAUUUAUGGGUACACUGGUAUUCUGCCCAUUGCGCUUUGGGGAGCUCUGCGCUGGUUCGGGAGCUCAACGGCUGAUCUGAUUGAGUGCUGGGCUUUGUAUGGGUAUUCGAAUUUGGUCUGGAUUGCUGUUGCGCUUGUUAGCUGGAGUCCCCUUACGGCUCUGAACUGGGCUCUUGUUGGUGUUGGGUUUGCCUGGACGGUUUUCUUCUUGUUGCGCAAUCUGUACCCUGUGCUUAAUGCUACUGAUGCGAAGGCGAGCAAGAUUCUUUUGAUCUUGGUUGUGGUUUUGCAUGCUGGAUUGGCUAUUGCGAUCAAGAUUCUCUUCUUUGCGCAUGCGAGCCCCGUCUCUAAGAAGAACGAGAACAAGGGCGAUGACAAUAACGACAACACGCGCCGUAUGAUGUUUUAA